AUGAACCUGCUGCUGGGACUCUACUGUUUGCUGAUGGAGCUCUUGGCAGUCAACUGCAAGGUGCUCAUGCAGGAGCGUAUUGUCGGCGGUUAUAUAUCUGCCCCAAACUCCCUCAAAUACAUUGUUUCACUGCAAAGCACCAAAGGCCAACACUUCUGUGGUGGAUCAUUGGUUCACAAGUACUGGGUGCUGACUGCAGCACACUGUAACAUUGGGGAAGAACACAUGAUGAUAGUGGCAGGUGACUACACCACAAGUACCUAUGAAGGGACUGAGCAGUACUCAAAACCCUUCAGGCUGGUUCCCCAUCCCCUCUACAACAAAAGUAUCAACAAUGCUGACAUCAUGCUCAUUAAGCUGCGAGCCCCCAUGGUACCCAACAAAUACGUGUCCCUGGCCCCCCUCCCCAGACAGGGCACGAGUGUAACAGAGGGCCGGCUGUGUCGGGUGUCUGGGUGGGGCUACACCGGUCUGAGUGGAAGCCAGGCCCCCUUCACCCUCAGGACAGUCAAAGUACCCAUUGUCUCUAGUGCAAGGUGUAACAGCAGUGAAUAUUUCAGUGGAAACAUCACUGCAAAUAUGAUCUGCGCCGGCUAUCGUACCGGGGGAAAGGAUGCAUGCAAGGGAGACUCCGGAGGGCCACUGGUCUGUGAGGGCCAUGUCUAUGGCAUAGUAUCCUGGGGAAAUGGCUGCGGUGAUGCCAAGUUUCCAGGAGUCUACACAGCGGUUUCCAAGUUCCGCCGGUGGAUAGACAGGACCAUCUAUGGGUCCUACCUACGCUGUGUGAAGCACUAA
Molecule: messenger RNA, 795 nt
Organism: Lampris incognitus (smalleye Pacific opah)
Lineage: Eukaryota; Metazoa; Chordata; Actinopteri; Lampriformes; Lampridae
Product: trypsin-like
Exons: 5
Coding region: 1-795 (264 amino acids)
Biological process (GO): proteolysis
Molecular function (GO): serine-type endopeptidase activity
Source: RefSeq, a predicted model, not a curated record